GCCGCUACCUACUUCCUCGUUGUCCCUUGUUCAAAGUUCAUUAAGUUCAAUAAGUAAUUAAGAUAAAGUUUUUUAAAAAUACGAUAUAUAGAAAGAGACAAUUAAGAUCUCAAUAAUCGAAACCGACUAAGCCCAAUAUAUUAACAAUUGUGAAAUUUCCAUGAAAUUCAUUUAUUUAAUGGAAAAUUUUUAAUCAAGAUUGUUGGAAAAAAGAAAAAAACAAAAAAGAAAAAAAAUGAAAGAAGAAGAAAACGAAAAACAAUAUAUAAACAAAUGGACAUUAUUAAAUGAUAUAUAAAUAUUUAAAAGAGAAUAAUAAAAUCUUAUUAAGUGAGAUAUAAGAUUAAAUAAAUUAUAUUUUCAAAUGUAAGAAAAUAAAUGGAGAAAAAUAACCAUAGACGAAUAUGUUUAACUGUAAAUAUAUCAGGACAAUUUAAAGUAUUAUCAAUUUAAAGGAUUAUCAAUGAGUUUGAAUUUUAUAAUCUAAAGAAAAUGAAGAAAAGGAAUUAUUUAAUGUCAAAGAUAAAUAUAAGAAUGUCUCAUGAUAAACAAAGUGAUAGUUGUUCUCGUGCGAUAUCAUGCCUUACAAUAAACGAUGUACCAAUAAUGUUUACAUCCAAAGAUGAAGCUAGAAGUAAAGAUAUUUCUGGACUCACGCAUGAAUGUGGCGUUUUUGGAUGUAUUGCUGCAGGAGAUUGGCCAUCACAAAUUGAUGUAAGCCAAGUAAUAUGUCUCGGUUUAAUUGCUCUACAACAUAGAGGUCAAGAAAGUGCUGGAAUUGUUACGAGUCAGGGUAUCUGUUCAAAAUCAUUCUACGUUCACAAGGGUAUGGGAAUGAUAAAUAAUAUUUUCAAUGAUGAAAGCAUGAAGAAACUUAAAGGCAACUUAGGAAUAGGUCAUACUAGAUAUAGCACUAGUGCAGCUAGCGAAGAAGUCAAUUGCCAACCUUUUGUAGUUCAUACAGCUCAUGGUGCCUUAGCAGUUGCUCAUAAUGGAGAACUUGUAAAUACAGAAUCAUUAAGGAAAAUGGUAUUAGGCCGUGGUGUUGGCCUUUCAACGUAUUCAGAUUCUGAAUUAAUAACGCAAGCUCUAUGUUUAAAUCCUCCCGAAGGUGAAGUUAAUGGUCCAGAUUGGCCAGCACGUAUUAAACAUCUCAUGCAAUUAGCACCAUUAUCUUAUUCUUUGGUAAUCAUGCAAAGAGAUAAAAUUUAUGGUGUUAGAGAUCCAUAUGGAAAUAGGCCUUUGUGUUUGGGAAAAAUAGUACCUAUUGGCAAGCUUGCAGGAGAUGAUUCAGACGAUGAUGACGAGGCCGAAGGUUGGGUAAUCUCGUCAGAGUCUUGUGGUUUCUUAAGCAUUGGUGCAAGAUAUGUUCGUGAAGUUUUCCCAGGUGAAAUUGUGGAAUUAACACGUGAAGGUAUUAAAACGAUUGACAUAGUAGAAAGACCAGACAAUAAGCCACAAGCAUUUUGCAUAUUUGAAUAUGUUUACUUUGCCCGUAGUGACAGUAUUUUUGAAGGACAAAUGGUAUAUUCGGUUCGUAUGCAAUGUGGUCGUGUAUUAGCAAUAGAAUCUCCGGUAGAUGCAGAUAUAGUUAGUUCUGUACCAGAAUCUGGUACAGCAGCAGCACAUGGUUAUGCUAGACAGUCUCAAAUACCAUUCGCCGAAGUAUUAUGCAAAAAUAGAUAUGUUGGAAGAACAUUCAUUCAACCUAGUACACGAUUAAGACAAUUAGGAGUUGCUAAAAAAUUUGGUGCUUUAUCUGAAAAUGUUAAAGGAAAGAAACUAAUUCUCAUUGAUGAUUCUAUUGUUAGAGGAAACACGAUUGGACCUAUUAUAAAACUUCUGCGGGAUGCAGGAGCAAAAGAAGUUCAUAUCAAAGUAGCCUCGCCUCCUUUAAAAUAUCCAUGCUAUAUGGGAAUAAAUAUUCCAACGAGAGAAGAGUUAAUAGCAAAUAAACUGGACAAUGUAAGAUUAGCCAAAUAUGUUGGUGCUGAUAGUUUGACAUAUCUUUCUGUCAAAGGACUUAUUCAAGCUGUUAGACAUGGCAUGGAUAAUAAAGAAAGCAGUUACAUUGGUCACUGCACUGCUUGUUUGACAGGAGAAUAUCCUGAUGAACUACCUGGUGAUUUAGAUUGGUGAAGAACAUGGACAAUCCAUAGUUUGAUAAAUAAGAAAUUGAAUCCUCUUUUCCAAUACAAACUUCAAUCUAUUUUUCUUAAUUACCAGCAAGAAUAUUAUAUAAUUUUAAGGUUUAUUGACUAGAUUUUAUUGGCUAUAUACGUAUUGAAAAAAAAAAAAUAUUUAUAGCCAUUUUGUUAUUCUAAGCUGGUCGGCUAGUUCAGUGCAGUAUUUUAUAUUUAACAAUAUAACUUAAUUAUGUUUGUAAUCUAUAUAUAAAAUAAUCUUUCUUGAAUGGAAAGAUCAAUCUCAACAGUA
This is a messenger RNA of Vespa mandarinia (Asian giant hornet), 2436 nucleotides long. RefSeq names its product amidophosphoribosyltransferase. Gene Ontology annotation, biological process: purine nucleobase biosynthetic process. Gene Ontology annotation, molecular function: amidophosphoribosyltransferase activity. The record is from RefSeq and is a predicted model, not a curated record. NCBI's taxonomy places the organism in Eukaryota, Metazoa, Arthropoda, Insecta, Hymenoptera, Vespidae.